CCGGCGCCGCCCCCGCGAUGGCGUGCGAGGAGGCGCGCCUGCGCUGCGGCUACCGGCGCGGCUGCCGCUCGGCGCUGCAGCUCUACCUCAUGCACUGCCCGGCCAACGCGCUCGACCCCGACUCGCCGCAGCCGCGCUGCCCCGACGACUGCCAGCUGGCGCUCGUCGCGCUCACCUCCACGCCCGAGGGCCACCACCUCAUGACGUGCCGGUGCAGCGACGACGAGUGCUGGGAGACGAAGCGCCGCGUGGAGGUGUGCCGGCCCUGGGUGGAGAACAUGACGCGAACCUCGCGCCUCAGCUGCCGCGCCGCGCAGGCCGUCUGCGACGCCGACCAACUGUGCUACACGGCGCUCGACUUCUACCACCGCAACUGCCGCGCCAUGUUCGCCGGCCGCCGCUGCUCGCACCGCUGCAACAACUCCAUCUCCAUCCUGCGCCGGCAGGAGAAGGCGGCCAAGCUGUCGGACUGCCGGUGCGACGGCAGCGAGGGCUACGACUGCGAGCGCGUGCGCGUCAACAUGAACCGCCUGUGCUUCCCCGCCAGCGCGGAGCCGCCCCCGCGGGAGCUGGCCGAGCCGCCCCCGCCGCCGCCGCCCACCGCCGCCGCCGCCGCCCCCGGCGCCGCCCCGCUGCCCGCCACCGCGUGGCUCGCGGCCCUGCUGUGCUGGAGGCUGCUGCCCCUCGCCACCUGACACAGGUCACAAAAGACACGGACUGCAGUCCGCUCGGGCGUUGCGGACACCAGCGGCCUGGACACACAUCUACCUCAUGAACGCCGAGCAGUAUUCAUCCUGCGUCUUCUUCCUUCCUCGACUCCUCAGGUUUGUUCCGUUGCGGAACAGUGCGACAAAGUGCUGCGGGACAUUUGCUUUGUUGUGGCCUGAAGAAGCGGCAGGCGUAUACCAAGUACAAGUGUAAAACAAGGGUUGCGGGCGGGCGUGGUUGCAAAACUGCUGAAAUGUGAUCGUGAGAGAAUAACGUACAAAAUUAUAUUUUAUAUACAGAUAUAUACACAAGCUUUAAGCUUUCCCGUGUUCAAAGCACGGGUGCCACAAAUGAAUUUUAUAUAAGAUAACAAUCUGAUUGCCGAGUGGUUUUCAGAGCUCCCAGCCAUACUGGUAGCUAUCCAUACGAAUGUGCGCUGUUGAUAUCUCUGUGAAAGCCUCAGCACGGCUUGAAUUAUUACAUGGUAAGAAGAAACUUUGCAAAAAUUGUAUUCCUAAAUCUGUGAAAUACUCAUAGUACACAGACGCCAAAGAAACUGUCAAACCGGCCUGGGUUCAUUUCAGUAUCUCGCAGCUUGCCGUCACCAAACAAUGUUUUGAGUACAAGGCGCAGGCUCUACGGUACUCGGUUUACAUAAAUAAAGUAGUCUUAUUUUCAGUACGUACACCAAAGGAUAAAUCUCAGUUCAAAAGUAUUGAAACUGGACUGAUAUUUACUAUAAUUUACAUGCAGUAGUUGUGUUGCAGUAUUACAACAUUUCCACGUCGGGAACUACCAUUUUGUACCAUGAUAGUGUCGUCUAUGUCGUCCACAAAAUGUACUGCUAUGUAAAAGGUAAUACCUAUGGAAUACCGUUGUCUACAUUUAAAUGCCGUUAUAUGUGACAUCGGUGGUGACAAAAAUAGACUAGAGGUGCCAACUGUCUCACAAAUAUUCAAUGAGUUAUUCAUUGUCUCUGAUCUCCACAAACUUGGCUACAAUUGGACACGUCACGGAAGUGUAACAUAUGUAUGUAUGUAUUUAUUAUAGAUUAAACGAUGUGACACUUCGAAUCGAAUUGCCUCUUGUACAUUAACGUUUGACCAUACACCUAGACAAAAUAAAUAAAUGUUUGAUAAUUUUAAAAAAGUCA
Molecule: messenger RNA, 1861 nt
Organism: Schistocerca cancellata (South American locust)
Lineage: Eukaryota; Metazoa; Arthropoda; Insecta; Orthoptera; Acrididae
Product: growth arrest-specific protein 1-like
Exons: 4
Coding region: 18-695 (225 amino acids)
Biological process (GO): regulation of cell cycle
Source: RefSeq, a predicted model, not a curated record